This is a messenger RNA of Notolabrus celidotus (New Zealand spotty), 2170 nucleotides long. It is a transcript of the gene hacd1, whose product is annotated as 3-hydroxyacyl-CoA dehydratase 1. Bases 127 to 855 code for a protein of 242 amino acids. Gene Ontology annotation, molecular function: 3-hydroxyacyl-CoA dehydratase activity. Gene Ontology annotation, biological process: fatty acid elongation; sphingolipid biosynthetic process; very long-chain fatty acid biosynthetic process. Gene Ontology annotation, cellular component: endoplasmic reticulum membrane. Lineage: Eukaryota; Metazoa; Chordata; Actinopteri; Labriformes; Labridae. The record is from RefSeq and is a predicted model, not a curated record. The transcript has 7 exons.
CACUACUCCCGCGAGAGAGGGGGGACCGUGGGUGGUUUAGAUGGAUGGUUGACCCUGCUGCUUCCCCUCCCCACCAGCCCCAGCUGUCAGCUCCUUUCCUGACUUCCCCACCCUGCCCCCGGUACCAUGGCGUCCAGCGAGGAGGACGGCACGGUUGAGGAGAAGGAAAACAACAACAAGAAGAGAACGAAAAGUGCCCUCGCGACCGCAUGGCUCACUUUCUACAACAUCGCCAUGACCGCCGGGUGGAUGGUUUUGGCCAUGGCGAUGAUGCGCUUCUACAUCCAGAGAGGCACACACAAGGGUCUGUACAGAAGUAUAGCAAGGACCCUCAAGUUUUUCCAGACCUUUGCAUUAGUUGAGGUGGGACAUUGUGCCAUUGGAAUCGUGAGGACUUCUGUGAUUGUAACCGGGGUUCAAGUGUGUUCACGGAUUUUCAUGGUUUGGUUCAUCACCAACAGCAUCAGACCGAUCCAGAAUGAAGAGAGCGUAAUCCUAUUCCUGGUUGUGUGGACGAUGACAGAGAUUACCAGAUAUUCCUACUACACAUUCAACCUGCUCCACCACCUGCCGUACUUCAUCAAAUGGGCCAGAUACAACCUCUUCAUCGUCUUGUACCCGCUGGGAGUUGUCGGAGAACUGAUGACCAUUUACGCUGCUCUGCCGUUUGUACGCAGAUCUGGAAUGUACUCAAUGAGGCUUCCUAACAUAUAUAACGUGUCGUUCGAUUACUACUACUGCCUCAUCAUCGUCAUGUUAUCCUACAUCCCAUUGUUCCCUCAACUCUACUUCCACAUGCUUCGGCAGAGGAGAAGGGUGCUUCACGGGGAAGUCAUCGUGGAGAAGGAUGACUAGAAAAGCCACCACCUCAUGCCUUCAUUUGAGCCAGCCUGCCUCCACAUCACCCUAAACCCCCACUUCAUCUCCUCCUCGUCUUUAGCACCAUCAGCUGUUACAUUCUUUAUUGCACUGGACCGGAAAGCCAUGCAGAUGGGAACCUGUCAGGCGGGAGCUGUAUCACUUGUUAUAACAUGGAAGAAAGGAAUUUAUCAGUACGGAGAGAAAAAAAAAAAAAGUAUUGUUAGGAUUGAUUCCUAUCUGGGCGGUAAUAUUGGAAGCAUGUUUACAGUCCCAGUGUUUGCUGGAGUGUGAGACAGAAACUUGAUAUUGUGUCUCAGCUCAAAGAGAUCCUGAGUCCUUUUUCAACCACUAACCUUAAUGCACCUUGUUGCACUGAAAACACAUAAACCACUGCACUUCACCCAGCUGUCUGAGGGAGAAAGAGGCAAAUGAGAGGCUUCCAGGGAAAUGUGAAACGUAAUAUCAGAUGAGGAUUGUAGGUUUUGUCACCUGAAGUGCGUCCACUUCAUCCCCCAAAUCCACACAAUUGGCAUCAUCACAAUUUUUUUUAAAGUGUAUUCCACCACAGUGAUUUUAUACAGACACAGUGUGACUGUACAAAAAAAAACAAGGUUUCUCAAAGGCAAAUAUUCAUAGUUCUAUCAUACCUCAAUAAAUCUACAUUUAGACAAUAUGCUGCUUCUUUUGUGUAUGUUUGUUUUACCUUACGUGUAAAUGAUGCAAUGUGAAAUGAGCGGCUAAUAAAUACAUUUCUUAAAGAUAAUUUAUUCAUAUACUGUGUUACUUAGAGCAAGCACAGCUCAAACUUAACAUUUUGUCUGCUUUGCUCAUCGGCUUUCUUUUGUGUUGUUUACUGCGUCAAGUGAAUUUACCAACUUAAACAAAACCGAGUCAAAAAAUAGUCGUUUUUUUUUCUAGAGGCAAUUUUUGUAAGCACCCAGUCUCCAUGCACUGUUGUGUUUGUUUUUCCACAUAAAGACUCUCAUCUUGUUAAUAAAAGGUUGUUAGUUCCCCCUAAUAAAGGUGCUAUUGUGAGAUCAUUUCAAUCUUCUGUGCAGCUGAAGUAGUUACUGUGAUUGACCUAAAGUAGGAAAACAGGAUGUGAAAUGAUUGAGAGAAAAUGUGAAGUCAAUGAACUGCGUAUCCCAUGGUUAUCGGAGAAAAUCAACCUCUUUGCUUUUAAUCUGGGUUAGAGAAGAGAAAAUCAAAGUUGAUGUCAAAUCACUGGAAAAGUCAUUUUCAAGAAAAAAAAUCAAUAGAAUGUGAAAAUACCAUUUUGUGCAAGUUCAAUAAACUAAAUUCUACAAUU